GCCGGCAUGAGUGUUUCUGGGUGAAACAUUCUGAGUGUGUCUGCUGGGUGCUGUGAGGGGAGCUCGGCAACGUCAGAACUCCAGACAUGGAUGUAGUGACCUAUGAUGACGUGCAUUUGAACUUCACUCGGGAAGAGUGGGCUUUGCUGGAUCCUUCUCAGAAGAGUCUUUACAAAGAUGUGAUGCUGGAGACCUAUAGGAAUCUCACAGCUAUAGGCUACAUUUGGGAAGAUCAUACUAUUGGUGAACAUUUUUCAAGUUCUAGAAGACAUGGAAGGCCUGAAAGAAGUUUUACUGGAGAGCAACCCUCUGAGAUUACUCAAUGUGCUAAAGCUUUUGCAUAUCAGAGUCAUACUCAAAGGCAUGAAAGAACUCAUAGUGAAGAAAAAUCGUAUAAAUGUAACCACUGUGGUAAAGCCUUUGCAAGAAGCAGUGGUCUCGAAUAUCAUAAAAGAAUACAUACAGGAGAGAAACCCUAUGAAUGUAACCAGUGUGGUAAAGCCUUUGCACAAAGCAGUAGUCUCGAAUAUCAUAAAAGAACACAUACAGGAGAGAAACCCUAUGAAUGUAGCCAGUGUGGUAAAGCCUUUGCUGGAAGUAGUGUUCUCCAGUGUCAUAAAAGAACACAUACAGGGGAGAAGCCCUAUGAAUGUAACCAAUGUGGUAAAGCCUUUGCUGGAAGCAGUGGUCUCGAAUAUCACAAAAGAAAACAUACUGGAGAAAAACCUUAUGAAUGUAACCAAUGUGGUAAAGCCUUUGCACAUAGCAGUGUUCUCCAUAUUCAUAAAAGAACACAUACAGGAGAGAAACCCUAUGAAUGUAACCAAUGUGGUAAAGCCUUUGCACGAAGCAGUAGUCUUCAAUAUCAUAAAAAAUCACAUACAGGAGAGAAACCCUAUGAAUGUAACCAAUGUGGUAAAGCCUUUGUAGUAAGCAGUGGUCUCGAAUAUCAUAAAAGAACACAUACAGGAGAGAAACCAUAUGAAUGUAACCUAUGUGGAAAAGCCUUUGCUUAUAGCAGUGUUCUCCGAUGUCAUCAAAGAACACAUACAGGGGAGAAGCCCUAUGAAUGUAACCAAUGUGGUAAAGCCUUUGCUGGAAGCAGUGGUCUUGAAUAUCAUAAAAGAAAACAUACUGGAGAAAAACCUUAUGAAUGUAACCAAUGUGGUAAAGCCUUUGCAGAUAGCAAUGUUCUCCAAUUUCAUAAAAGAACACAUACAGGAGAGAAACCCUAUGAAUGUGCCCAAUGUGGUAAAGCCUUUGCACGAAGCAGUACUCUGGAAUGUCAUAAAAGAAAACAUACUGGAGAGAAACCCUAUGAAUGUAACCAAUGUGGUAAAGCCUUUGCAGGAAGGAAUGGUCUCGAAUACCAUAAAAGAACACAUACAGGAGCAAAACCCUAUGAAUGUAACCUAUGUGGUAAAGCCUUUGCCUAUAGCAGUGUUCUCCAUUGUCAUAAAAGAACACAUACAGGGGAGAAGCCCUAUGAAUGUAACCAAUGUGGUAAAGCCUUUGCUGGAAGCAGUGGUCUUGAAUAUCAUAAAAGAAAACAUACUGCAGAAAAACCCUAUGAAUAUAAGCAAUGUGGUAAAGCCUUUGCAGAUGGCAGUGUUCUCCAAUUUCAUAAAAGAACAAAAACAGGGGAGAACCCCUAUGAAUGUAACCAAUGUGGUAAAGCCUUUGCUGGAAAGAGUGGUCUCAAAUAUCAUAAAAGAAAGCAUACUGGAGAAAAACCCUAUGAAUGUAACCAGUGUGGUAAAGCCUUUGCACAUAGUAGUGUUCUCCAGUUUCAUAAAAGAACACAUACAGGGGAGAAGCCCUAUGAAUGUAAGCAAUGUGGUAAAGCCUUUGCUGGAAGCAGUGGUCUCAAAUAUCAUAAAAGAAAACAUGCUGGAGAAAAACCCUAUGAAUGUAAGCAAUGUGGUAAAGCCUUUGCUGGAAGCAGUGGUCUAAAAUAUCAUAAAAGGACACAUGCAGGAGAGAAACCUUAUGAAUGUAACCAAUGUGGUAAAGAAUUUGGAGGAAGGCAUGACCUACAAAGACAUAAACAAACACAACGUGUACUGGAGAGAAAUCCUCUGAAUGUAACUAAUGUGGUAAAGCCUUUGCACAAAAGAAUCACCUAGUACAUCAAAGGAUACACACUGA
Messenger RNA from Grammomys surdaster, 2148 nucleotides. Its product is annotated as zinc finger protein 431-like. Gene Ontology annotation, biological process: negative regulation of transcription by RNA polymerase II. Bases 87 to 2126 code for a protein of 679 amino acids. Gene Ontology annotation, molecular function: DNA-binding transcription repressor activity, RNA polymerase II-specific. Lineage: Eukaryota; Metazoa; Chordata; Mammalia; Rodentia; Muridae. The transcript is spliced from 5 exons. The record is from RefSeq and is a predicted model, not a curated record.